AAAUGGUACCUAGUAAAGUCACAUUAUGACCUAGGAAAAUCACCUUCAUUUCUCCGAACACUGUUAAGGAACCCUUCCUUCCCGUUAUUUGCGCUGCAGUACCAUAUUGGUACGCUUGGCCUACAGGGACUUAUGGCCAGGGGCCUAAAGAGUCACAGGGCCCCCUGAGCUUCACCAGCAAAAUGUCACAGAAAGAGACCCAUGCUGAUAUCCAAGUGUGACUUAUUUACAGCUGCGCUCCAUAAAUGUUGAAGGUUUCACAUCAUUUCAUUUCUAAGUAAGAAAAAGGAAGAAGAAACACUUGAGAGAUCAGACAAAGAAUUUGGAGAAGACAAACGUCUGAAGCAGAAUCUGCCACAUUGGAAACCUUGAGAUAUAAGAGGAUUUCCACCAUCAACCUCUGCUUCUGACCAGCGCUGAUGUCUACUGAGCCUGAAUAGGUGCAGAUUGUCGGAGGGAUUCUUUCGGAUUUUUUGCUGAAAGGGUAGGAAUCAUCACAAUGUCCACACCCCUGAAUGUCACAAAACCCAGAAAGGAUUUUUUCCAAGUGGAAUGUGAUGCUCCAGGCGAAGUGGAGCCUUCAAACACUCCUGUGAGCACCGAUCCAGAUGCCCACUGGGGUACAGAGCCAAACUUCAACCUCAACUUAAAUCUGAGCUCACCGAGUAAUCCUCGCCCCACCAAAGAGCCCUCAAAGAUGCAUUCUACGAGUAAAAAGGAAGACAAAAGCAAAGGAGGGGGGAAACCUGACGAUAAAGCUGCAAUAAAUGUGGAUUUUAGCACUAUUUCAUUACCGGGUGAAAAACUGAAGAGCAAAAUCCCUACCAUUUCUGGGUCAUCAACAACUGAGACAACUGUGAAAAACAAAGCCAGCCAACAGCCUAAAUGUCCAAACAUUAAGCAUCUUUCCACACCCAAGAUGCAAAUACAUGGCAACACAGCACAGAGUCCUAAACAAAACACUGUGGAGCUGAAUCACAGUCAAAGAUCAACAGAAAAAGUAAAAACGGGAAUACCUAAACCAGAAUCUGCAAAUCCACUAAGUGUGCUGACACCUGCACAUACACCUGAAUCUGCAAAUAAUGUAGCAUCAAACCCAAAGACGCAAUCAAACAGGAAAGAAGAAGGCGGAAAAGAGACAUCAUCACAAACGCUACAGCUGCCUAAAAGCCACAACGUCGGCAAUCAAAAAGGAGAUAAAAGCGGUACCACUCCACAACAGACAAAUCCUAUCCCAACAAUGAUAACCAAAACCAGAAAAACAGAUCUACUAAACUCGAAUACUGCGCCAGACCAAAAGGUUGGGGUUGACUCCAAGACACAAGGGAUUCUCACAACCCCAGAAACUUCUCAGAAAGAGAAAAAAGAAUCAUUGCUGCUUCAUACUAAACCCUCCCAAGUAACCUCUCCGAGUCCGACAUCAUCCACACAAAGAGAUCCCACUGGGACCAGAAGCAGUAACAUAUCAGGGUCUAAGGAGAAUCUUCACUGUAAAGAUUUAAAGGCCGCUUCCGGAUCCAAAAUUGGUGUCAAAUCUAGUGCAAGCUCCAAAUCAACCGAGAUGUCCAUGGACAGCCUGGACUCAAAAGUCAGUUCUAAAUGCAGAUCUCAGACUGGCUCCAGAGACACGCUGGAUUCCAAAAGCAGCAGCGCCUCCAAAAGCAGUUUGGACUCUAGGAACAGCUUGGAUUCUAAAACUCCUCAGAGCUCCAAAAUUAGUCCAAAUUCUAAGUUUAGGAUUGGUUCCAGAGACAAACAUGACUCAAAAGUCUCAACAGAAACCAGGAUAAAGAAAAGCCACCAAAGUACGGAGAAAGUUGCUGAUGCCCAAACGAUCCCAGGGUCAAAGACCAGUCACAGUUCUAAACAUCUUCAAAAGUCUAAAGCAAAUUUUAAUCCUAAAAUCAAAACCAGCACAGGUUCUGAUCCUAAGUCAGGGAGCACCCAGUCAACUUCUCCUGCUACCCUGCAGGCUUCUGCUUUCAAUAUGGACCUUCUCGGAAGUGUUUCGCUAUCCCCCAUCUCGAGCGGAAGCAUCAAGACUACAGGUUCUGCUGUUGAGCUCAGUUUAAAUCCUAAGAGUCAAUGCAAUUUAUCAAACCCUGGGGAAGUUUGGUCCCUUUCAAAGUCAACACUCAUUGAUUGUUCCUCCUCUUUGAGGAGUCAGAGUCCAGGAUCAAGUACUGAACAAAUCUUUGCUUCCACUUUAACUGGAUCAAUCAGUGAGAACCAGAAGAGUCCAAGUACCUCUCCAGCUAUCCUGGCCCCUUUGGCAUCUUCCAGUCCAAAAACCAGACCUUUGGUGACCUCGAAUAUGUUGGGAUUAUCCACAGAUACCGCUGAACCUUCUGCAGUUAUAAAGAAAGACCCCAGCAUUUCAUCCCAAAAUACUAGUCUGACUCGCGGUCUUACCUUUGACUCAAUCACAAAACCAGGUAAUAAUGCUGACAAAGAGCAUUUGAAAUCUGCUGAGAGUAAGGUAAAUACUCAAGGAGACCUGGAGGUAUCCGAAGAGGCCAACAAUGACCGGGAAGGACGUCUGUUGGGAGAUAAUGGGAGGAAAUCGGUUCCCCUCCUGAGUAACGUAGCUCACCCAGGAGACACAAAUAUCAUCGCAUCACCUCGGGCAACGAGCGCAAGAAAGCAGAAAUUGGAGGUUUGCGGAAAAAAGAAUGAAGUGAAUCCUUCAUCACCCCAUCGGCCUAUUUCUUCUUCUUCCUGUCAUACACCGACCAAGAAGACAGUCAAAGAAGCCGCAGCCAAGACUGAGUUGACUCAAAGACUCCCUAAACGUCCAGGAGAGCAGAAAGAGGUGGGCGUCCAGGUGGAGGUGGAAGUGGUCGAACGCUCCGCCUCUACAAGCCCCAGUCUCCAGUGGGGAGCUCCCACUUCCUUCCUGAUUGGUUCCCCCAGCUUUCAGUCAUCGCUGAGCUGCACCCCACCCCUCAAACAUGUCUGCCAGAUCGAGAUUGAGCUGUGCAGCCAAACGCUUCUUCCCUGCGUUGUGCCUGAGAAGGCCAGUUCUCUCCCUGCAUGUCUGCGCUCGUACAGCUUCCAGCAAAACCCCAGCCUCAUGUCGGAGCUUGGACAAAACCACAAUCCAGAUGUUAGUGCCGAGAGCAUCUGGGAAGACGAAACUGAAGAUGAGGAAAAAAGGCCUGAAAAAGUAGAAGAGGAUGGGUUUAGAGGGCAGACAGAUAAGCCAGCGGAGGUGUUGUGGGACAAACAAGGGAUGACGUGGGAGGUUUACGGCGCCUCCGUAGACCUGGAGUCUCUGGGCACGGCCAUCCAGUCCCACUUGGAGAUGAAGAUUCGGGAGAAGGAGAGACACAUCCGGAUACUUAGGAAGUCCAUCUGUUCCAACAGCAGCUUCAACCGCUACAAGCUGAAGAAGAGACGACGAAGGUUUCUAGGUUGCUGCGUCAAGGCGUCCACAGUGGCCGACUGAGGUCAAUUUAGGAAGUCCACAGACUUCAAACGCAUGAUUGUAAUGUAUCCGAACUGGAUUUAGACCAAGCAAACUGCAAAACAACCCUAAUAUUUUCCAGGUUUGUUUCAAAUCAUGUAAAAUAGUUAGCCAACAAGGACAUUGCCUGGAAAGUGGUCUUCUACCACCUGGGCCCAGCCUUAAGAAAGUCUCAUUUAGACAGAAAUAUCACUUUAUUUAUAGUAAUGGAACAUCUUUUAUUGUCUGAGGAUCUUUGCUAAAUAAAAUCCAUUCUUCCACUGCCCCUUAAAGUUAUAUGGAAAAUCAGCACAUUUAUCUUCAAUUAAAUGUCCCAACCUCCUAACAACAUGUAGUCCAGACCUUGUGGUGUUUGCACAUGUUUAGAUGUGUUAGGAUUAGGAAUGGGUCGGUACCUCAGUUUUUCGCUGUCGGCUGUGGCUGUUGACGUGGAGCUGAGAGGACAGCAACUCCAUUCCUGGUAAAUAUUUUAUCCGGUUUCUUUUUUAUGAAACUCUACACAAAGCACUCAAGCAUCGGUAGAGCAAAAAGCUUCCAGUCGGCGAGUGGAUAAUUUGCCGAGGAAUUUUAAAGCCGUUUCCUCUUAUCCUUUCCUUUCCUUUUCUUUCCAUUU
This is a messenger RNA of Fundulus heteroclitus (mummichog), 4079 nucleotides long. RefSeq names its product serine-rich adhesin for platelets. The record is from RefSeq and is a predicted model, not a curated record. Lineage: Eukaryota; Metazoa; Chordata; Actinopteri; Cyprinodontiformes; Fundulidae. Bases 500 to 3448 code for a protein of 982 amino acids. Gene Ontology annotation, cellular component: plasma membrane. Gene Ontology annotation, biological process: neuron projection development. The transcript has 4 exons.